Molecule: messenger RNA, 555 nt
Organism: Malassezia globosa CBS 7966
Lineage: Eukaryota; Fungi; Basidiomycota; Malasseziomycetes; Malasseziales; Malasseziaceae
Exons: 3
Coding region: 1-555 (184 amino acids)
Biological process (GO): vesicle-mediated transport; intracellular protein transport
Cellular component (GO): cytoplasm; Golgi apparatus
Molecular function (GO): GTPase activity; GTP binding
Source: RefSeq, a predicted model, not a curated record
AUGGGAUUGACAUUUUCCUCACUGUAUGAGUCUCUGUUCUGGUGGAGACGCCAGGCACCCAUGCGCAUUCUCAUGCUGGGUCUCGAUAGUGCAGGCAAAACGACCAUCCUGUACAGACUCCAGCUGGGGGAAGUUAUUUCCACCAUACCGACGAUUGGAUUCAACGUCGAGACAGUUGAGUACAAAAAUAUCCAGCUUCAAGUGUGGGACUUGGGCGGUCAGUCGAGCAUUCGCCCGUAUUGGCGAUGCUAUUACGCUGACACAUCGGCUAUUAUCUAUGUUGUAGAUGCAUCUGACCAAGAGCGUCUGCCGACUGCGCGUGCAGAACUCUUAGCUAUGUUGGCAGAAGAAGAGCUUGCUAAAUGCAAGCUGCUUGUAUUUGCGAAUAAGCAGGACCUGCCGAAUGCUUUGGACGAAGUCCAGAUUGGUAAAGCAAUUGGCUUGGACGAACUACGCGACCGGCAGUGGAGUAUUUGGCGCUGCUGUGCCAAGGAUGGUACCGGCUUACAAGAAGGCCUGGAUUGGCUUGUUGACGCACUGCGUGCGAACCCGUAA